This is a messenger RNA of Racocetra persica, 250 nucleotides long. The record is from the annotation of a GenBank genome assembly. Lineage: Eukaryota; Fungi; Glomeromycota; Glomeromycetes; Diversisporales; Gigasporaceae.
GAAAUGAUAUCUACUAAAUUUCUAACUUGCAAUUGUUGUUGUCAAAAAUCUUCUAAUAAACAGAAAAGAUCUAUGACAACCAAUGAUACUCUAUUUAAUGAUGAGUUAGAAAUUAUUGAAUUAGAUUUUUUAAGUGAAAGUGUUGCAGAGAUUUUAGAAAAUGCACUAUCAAAUUUGGAUUUUCAUUUCCAUUGUGGAAUAAAUAUUAGAAAUUAUAAUGGUUCAAAUAAAGAUCUAGAAAGUGAAAUUG